CAAGUUUGAAUUCUAACACUGGUCAGGUUUCAUUUGGAAGGGCACAAUCAAGAGACCACCAACCAAAUGCUAGUGGUCACCCAGUUUCCACCUUUCCCCAGUCCCCACCUUAAAGUAGCUUAUAAGGGAAUAAUAGGAGCAUGCAGUGAGGAAGCUGUACUUGCAGUUUAUCCUGGUUGUCAGUUAGAUCCUUGCGAGACAUCUGAGAAUGCAGUGCAGGCAGUUGAAUCUCAUGGGGCUGACAGAGUAGUCAUUCCCAUAGAAAAUUCAUUGGGUGGGAGUUUUGUUGAAAAUUACGAUUUAAUCAAUUCUCACCAGCUGCACAUUGUUGGUGAAGUUGAAGUAUCCACCAAGUUCUGCCUCCUAGCACGACCUGGCGUCAAACUAGAACAGUUGGAACGUGUUCUAGGACAUCCACAGGCACUUGGGCAAACCAAAACGUUCCUGGGUAACCUGGGUGUUGAAAAAGACAUUGUUAUUGAUGAUCCAUAUUAUGCUCAGCUUAUACUAUCAUAUAAGGAAGAAACUGAUCUUGUAAUUGGUACCGCCGAAGACCACACUGGUGUAAUCGGAAGUGAAAAAGCUGUUGGAUUAUAUACCUUGCACGUAGUUGCAAGAGGAAUCCAGGACGGGAAUAAGGGAAGUAUUACCCGUUUCUGGAUACUAGCUAGACAAAUGACGGGUCCUUCAAAACGAGCCUUGUAUUCACUCUGCGAGAAAGCCCUAAAGAUGUGCAUAAAACCCCUUCAGUAUUUGUAACCAGUAAAACAUUUAAGCUCACAAAGGUUGUGAGCAGGCCUCAAAUAAAUAUAUUACCGAAUGUGGCUGAUAGAUCCACUGAAAGGUAAGUAAGUUGUAUUUUUCUUAGUCCACUGUUUUCAGGAUUCGAAGAAAAUAUAUAAUUCAUUUGACAUCUUUUUUUGUAAACACUAACAGAUUUAAACAGUUCGUAAUUCGGCUUAUAAGUAACGGACAAAUUCAUUAAUGCAGGUGCUUUGAUUAUCUCUUUUAUGUUGAUUUUGAAGUCAAGGAAGAGUCAGAUGUAGAGUAUGUUGUCACAAAACUUAAGGUUUGGUUUACUCCACCUAAACACAUUAAAUUGGAAGACCAUUGAUCUUAUUCAAAGUAAAAAUGGCCCCUAACUUCGCAGUAUAGGAAUCACCGACCAGUUACCUACUUGUCCAUAAUAACAAAUUUUGCUUCCACCCAGAAAAUAUAGAGAUCAUAACCAUGAUGAUCAAUAUAAAUCUCUCACAUAGGUAAAUUGUUAUGGUAAUAUGAUUAUAUGUUAAAUG
Messenger RNA from Daucus carota subsp. sativus, 1295 nucleotides. RefSeq names its product arogenate dehydratase/prephenate dehydratase 2, chloroplastic-like. The coding region runs from base 67 to 759 and encodes 230 amino acids. Gene Ontology annotation, molecular function: prephenate dehydratase activity. The transcript is spliced from 8 exons. Gene Ontology annotation, biological process: L-phenylalanine biosynthetic process. Lineage: Eukaryota; Viridiplantae; Streptophyta; Magnoliopsida; Apiales; Apiaceae. Gene Ontology annotation, cellular component: cytoplasm. The record is from RefSeq and is a predicted model, not a curated record.